Paramuricea clavata is the source of this 202-nucleotide messenger RNA. Lineage: Eukaryota; Metazoa; Cnidaria; Anthozoa; Malacalcyonacea; Plexauridae. The record is from the annotation of a GenBank genome assembly.
CGCCCCACAUUCGUUCCCUGCUUUAUCUAUAGACAAUCAACAUCUCGAAGUUGUCCACACUGUUAAGCUUCUGGGAGUGUACUUGUCUGCUGAUUUAAAGUGGACGACGCAUAUUGACCACAUAUGUUCCAAAGCCAGUAAACGUCUAUUUGCAAUUCGAAUAUUGAAACGAAACGGCGUUGAAGUGUGGGAUCUUAGAAAU